AAUUUCGCAUUCAUUCAGCUGCUGGCACAUACAUUUUUUGGGUGCAAAUAAAAAAGAUUCUGGAAGGCAGCGCGGUGAAAUGUGCUGUUUUCCAAAAGCAAACAUUUCUCCUGAUUUAGUACAAAAGAUCUCGUAUUCCGAAACUGCCGAGAAUGCUACUAGAUGGCACUGCCUUGAUAGCAAACGCUAUCUACAUUUAUUUGAUAGCGGUAUUCAGUUCGGUGGUUCUAGCGGUCACCGCUUUAAUUAUACGUGGGUUUGUGAGAAGAGGAAGGGGACAUGGAGAUAUUUCCGGGAAAAAGCUUGAGCUUGCUGUAGCUUCGAAACUGAAAUUUCGAGCAAAUGCGGAGUUUCCUUGUGCUAAUAGCACCCUAAAAGAGUCGAAAAACUUGUUGAGACGCUGGAAAAGUCGCAAUGGACAUACUACCAUAGCCCAAGUGAAGCCACAAUCUAUCGAGAUUAAUGAAGUGGAGUCAUCGGCAACAGCAAAUGAUUGUGCACCAAUUUCAAAUGACCAGAGUCUGGAAGCUUCGAUGCCGGUACGGCCUCGCAUCAUAUAUCCGUUGGAAGACUUGAAAAGCAUGAACGUGAAUAUCGCACAGUUGACUUUCGAGCCCAACAAGAUAAGACUCUCCAAUUUGUUGAUCCCCAAUAUUACAUUGCCUCGCUCGCGUAUAAUAGACAAAUACGCAAUGGACCAAGAAUUGAAGUUAGUUCAGAUCCUUUUGAAUGACCCGCUUUUAUCCAAUAGAUGCAUGGGCCUUUUUAGGGUAGUCAGCGCAACCUCUUUCAGCGAACCUUACACAAAUGCUCAACAUUUCCAUGGAGGGCUUUGCGACCUAUUGGAAACAAUCAUAGAUACUUUGGUCAUCUACAGCACAUCGGAUACUAUUCCAUCUCUUCAGCUUGCCCUUCUUGAUUUGGCUUUCGUAUUUCUCUGGGAACAUUGGAAUUGGGAUCAAGGCUUCCGAUUAGCAGUUGCUGCGAAAUUGGCUCAAGAAACUAUCGUGUCGGCUGGGGCAACAGCGGGGACCGUCACAAUCCAAGAAGUUGUACCAAAUGACAGUAUGCAUUUCAAGACAGAGAAGAUGUCCCAAUACGCUGAAUAUGAGUUUGCAAAGCACGUUGAGCCUGUUGUUUUACUGGAGUUUAGUCUUUUCAGGCUUUUCUGUAAUCUAUAUUUGGGAACUCCUGUGAUGGCCAAACCCAUAAGAAACCGUUGCAUGUUCAAGCUAAGCGGCAUUUUUUACUGUUGCGCCAGUCAGACAAAAUGCCAUCUGCAUGUUGAGUUAGCAAAGUUACUUGGGCAAGCAUUACAUUCUACUGAGCGAGACAGUAUCAAAGCAUUUUUUUACGAGGUCUUAUUGAAGGUCUUGCAGCCGCAUGUGUAUUGUUGCAUUCACCCAGACGACAUAUUUUCCAACGGCUCUAUAAUCCAAAAGCUCAUCUUCCAGGGUCUUUGGACUGAUCAGCCGCCUUCUGUGAGAGAUAAAGCAGCUGAUGUUGUGGAAAUGUUGAGUGAACGAUUCCAUGAGAUCGUUUCCUGGAACAAAUCAAUGAAAUUUACCCAUUUAAAUGAUGAACAUGGAGCAAGACAACAUGGAGGGGCGCCAGGAUCAUGGCUGACUUUUGAUUAAAACACCCUGGUAUUUCAUGGAGACUAAGGUGCUUAGUUCGAAUAUCGGUAUACCAAUCGUAGUGUGACCUGAGCAAGAGCAUGCUAUUUCAUAUUAAUUUCUCGAGCUUUGCGCAACGUACUGUAGGAAGCGUCUGUCACCGAUCUACGAUAGCAACGAGAGAGAGACCAAAUACCAAAGCACGGCUAUUGCGUUUGAUUGAGCUUUAAAGUUUGUAUUUUUCUAUUUAAAUUCACUGCUUCAUUAAUAAUGAGAUGGCACUGUCUCUCUUUAUAGAUUGUUUUCCACCAUGUGCUCUUGAAUAGCGAGCUCAUACAUUCUGUGUUGACACACAGGAAUUUCAGUGCGUUGGAACCUGAUAAUAUUCAAC
Molecule: messenger RNA, 2007 nt
Organism: Metschnikowia bicuspidata var. bicuspidata NRRL YB-4993
Lineage: Eukaryota; Fungi; Ascomycota; Pichiomycetes; Serinales; Metschnikowiaceae
Exons: 1
Coding region: 153-1637 (494 amino acids)
Source: RefSeq, a predicted model, not a curated record